AUGGCGAUGAUGGCGCAAACUUUGCAAGCAGUGCAAGCUCAAACGCAAGCAGCUUGGAAGGACAGAAUCACAGAGAUUCAUGAGUACAGCGUUUGGUUGGAAGCGUUCACCAAUUGGGUGAGCGUGCUGUGCAAUGCUUUUGGGCCAGAGAUACAAGAAGCCGUGUCUCGAGGGCCGAUGGAAAGGCCUUUGACGCAUGACCUGAUGAACGCUGAACAGUUCCAAAGGAGCCAAAGAAUCUUGCACUUGUUGAGACAAGCAUUUGCAGGAUUUGGCAGAGUGGAAAGUGUUGCUUGCUUGCUUGACUCUGUCGGAGCAGUGCAGAGGGCAAGCGGGUAUGAGCUUCUGAGAAGGAUCACCAACGAGUUUUCCUUGCAAAGUAGGAACGAGGCUUUGCACUACCGAAACCAGCUGUUGUCGUACCAAGUUCCUCACGGGACGAAUCUUUUGGAGACUGUUCGUUUGGUAGAAGUAGCCGUGAACAAGUACCACCGGAUGCUUGAAGGUGGAGUCGGGCUGAGGAUGCCUGAUUUGAGAGUUCAAGAAGCCGACGUGUACUUGAUCUAUCUCAGGAAUGUGCCGGCAGGAGUGAAAAAGUACGCGCAGCUGCAUGCACGGAAUGAGACAGUGAAAGGUGUCAAAGAGGCCAUCGAGACCUACUACAUCCGCACCCGCGUGAUCGGAGGUGGAAAAGGGUCGCCCAAGUGCUGGAACUGUGGCCGCAGUGGCCAUGUGUCGAAAGACUGCUGGGAUGCACAGCCUGACGGGAAAGGAGGCAAAGAAAAACAAGGCAAAGGUGGGAAGAGCCAAGCGAAGGCCGAGAAGGCUGCUGCAGGAGGAGGAGGUGGUGCCUCUACGCCGCGGUCAGCAAACAAGUCCGGCACCAAAUGCUGGAACUGUGGUGAAAAAGGCCACGUGGCAGUGGACUGCAAGAAGCCGAAGCAGGAGGGCAAGGGCAAAGGAAAGCAGAAGAAGGGCAAGCAACGCAGCCUUACUGAAGAAGAAGGGCAAAGUGAGGCUGAGCCUGAGUGUGAAACCAUCAUGGCCUUGAACAGUAGUGAGAUUUCUGUGGUUGCUGAAAGGACUGGGGCGAGAAUCGCCGGGGUUUGUAGUGUGAAGGGUCAGACGGAAGCGUGGCUAGUGGACUCAGGGGCCACUUCGCAUGUGAUGACCCGGGAAGCUCUGCGGAGAUACGAAGUUGUUCGAGUCCAUCAUUCUGUUCCGGAGCUCUGGUCGGCUGCCGAAGAGCGGAUACGGACGUACGGUCUAGUGGACCUUAGGGUCCAGUUUGGCAAGUCGCGUUUUGUAGUGACCGAUGUUAUCGUUGCGGAAGUUUCGUUUUGCGUUUUGAGCUCUUUUGCUUUGGCCCAGCACGAUUGGGUGAUGCAUUUGAGUCGGAAAGUCGCCCGCUGCAAAGUCAACAUCCUCUUCUGGCGCGCGACCCAUGUCUCUUCCUCGGUGAACAGCGCCGGCCGCAGGAGGGGUGACGAAAACGAGAUGGGGACACCAAACCACAAUUCUCCCACAACCAGUCCUGAGAGGAUCGGACAGACCCAGCGGAACUCGGAGGUAAACUCCGGGCAUCGAAAGCAUUCUCGGCCUUCUCAUGCAAGGAUUGCAACGUGCUUGUGCACGGCCAGACGGGUCGGUACCCCCAAGUUCCCUGUAAGCGCGGACAGCUCCAUCGUAACGAUAGUAGAUCGCCACAGGAUCCGCUCCUGGCUUCUGCAAGAGUCCUGA
Symbiodinium natans is the source of this 1740-nucleotide messenger RNA. Lineage: Eukaryota; Dinophyceae; Suessiales; Symbiodiniaceae. The record is from the annotation of a GenBank genome assembly.